GGUUGACCUAGACAAAUGACGUACAAAAUCAGGCACAGAAGAUGUAAAAAUAUUGGAAAGAUAGUCUUUUACCUGCGAUACUACCUGACAGUGAAUUUGGUUCGAAAUUAACAGUGAGCAUGUCUGCGAAGCACGACGAGUCCAGUCGCCAAUCCGAGUGGGUCGUCAGCAGCAGGUUCAAAACAAUGCAGGCAACACACCGAGCCUAAGCUGGAAUAAUCACCGAGGAAAAUUGCGCCGCCACCCGCUCCGUGGCCUGCGACGGCGGCCCGCUGGCUGCGCCUUAGGAGCCCCGGACGCCCUGCAAGCGCGGGGACUGCUUCAAUGUCCGCGCAAGUCUUUGGCCAAAACACAAGAAAAGUGUACUCGGUGUGGUAUGGCCGAGUGGGCACAACCAACUCCAUCACGUCGGACCAGGUUCAGCAGGUCUUCAACGAUAUGGAUCUCUACCCUUCCAAGUCGCAGGUUUAUGAGAUGCUGCAGUGCGCGAAGGAGUGCGCGAACCGCAGCACGGCAGCCUACCUCACGUUUGGCGAAUUCUGCGUGUUUGCCACGGAGCUCAAGCGCUGCUAUGAAAAAGGCAUAUCACGCCCAAUGCAAGUGUCCAAAAAGAAUGGCGACGUCGAGGAGAAAAACAACAAAAAGAGAAAUAACAAAAACUUAAGCGGCAAUGAAAGUGAUGAUGAAAAUGUGCCCAAAUACGAAGUGUUUCUGGGUGGCUCGUGCAACCCGACUACAUGGAGACAGGAUACGGCGAUACCCGUACUAAAGAAGCUUGGCAUCACAUUUUACAACCCGCAAGUGUCCCACUGGGGCCCGGAGUUGGUUGAGCUCGAGUGGAAGGCCAAGCAGCACGCCACGGUGCUCUUCUUUGUGAUGGACAACGAGACCCGGUCGGUUGCCUCCCUCAUUGAAACAGCCCACAGUGCAGGCAAACAACGCAAAUUGAUUCUUGUCAUCAACCCUUACAAAGGACCAGGCCAGGAGAUCUGUGGAGAGUUUUUGUCCCAGCAAGAGUACGCAGACUUGAGUGCAGGGCAAACAAUUUUACAAGACUUGGUUGAGAGGCAAGGGAUUCCUGUUUUUGACAGCAUUCCUGUGGCGCUGAACUGCACGGCUAAGAUUCUGAGAGAAAAUCUUAGUGUGCAAGACUUGAGCCUAAAAGAUUUUGCGCAACCAGUGAAAAUGGCGCAUGUACAGCUAGGUGAUAAACUAAUAAAAUUAAGAGAAACCUUUGAUGCUUUGGACCACAACGGAUGUGGGCAGCUGAACUUGGCCGAUGUUUGCAUGGCGUUUAGAAUUUUAACUGGGAAAAACUUGUCGAUGAAGGACCUGCGGAGUAUUGUGGCAAGUCAAAGAGGUGUCUUGGGCAAAGAUGUGACGGACGUGCCUCUCGAGCAGCAGUCUGUUUCGUUUGAGCAGUUUUGCUCGAUCAUGGCAGAGUUCAAGAUGAGAGAAAGUGAGAUUCAUAAUUCAGGUUCAAAUUUGUUUCUGCGCCGCACGCAGACCUCUACUUCCUCCUCUACAGGCUUUCAUAACCAGGGAGGCAAUUCCACCCCUACCACCAACAGCAGCACGGCAAUCGUGCCUGUCAGCUCGGGAAUGUGGGGGUGGAUGAAUUCGCUUGCAAAUCAAACAGCUAUGGUUCUGUCCGAAUCUUUUUCUGGGCUCAUAGAAUGGGUUACUGGGCCUUCGUCAAGGUCUCCACUCUCUCGAUCUCCAACAUCUACAAACAAUGUGUCCAUCAGCCAAUUACCCUCCUGCUUGCGAGACGUUUAUUUAGGUGGUUCCGCAAGCAACUCCAACUGGCGAGAUGAAAUUGCCAUUCCUAUUCUUAAGAAAAACGGGCUAAGCUAUGUGAACCCGCAACGCAACUCUGGCAGCUGGGGUAGUCGGCUAGUUCCUAUCGAAGCUGCUGCCAUGGAUGCUAGUUGGCUUCUUCUUUUUGUAAUUACAAACACAUGUCGAGCUGUGGCACCAAUGGCAAUGGCAUCUCAUUACAUCGGCUUGGGUUGCAACAUAAUUCUUUGUGUACAAUAUCUACCUGAUGACUGUGUAAUAGACGGAGAGAAAUUGUCCAAGCAAGCGAUAAAGGACUACAAUCGAGGUCGGAUGUAUUUGUCAGACUUGGCGAAUAGAGAUGGAGUGCCUGUUUUUGAAAACGUCACGGAGGCUGUUCAGUGUGCUGUGACUAAGUGCCUGAACCGAUGAGGACCAUGAGUUACGAGUCUGGCAUUUCUUCGUUGCCGCGUUCCAAGCCCUAGUAUUUCAACCACCAUGCCAUCCAUCAGAGAGAACUUGGGUUAUUCACCUAAUUUGUUUUGAAAUUAUUGAUUUUUAUCUAUUGAAAGGGACUUUGACAGCUAUUAGACUAAUGAACUUGAAAAGUCAAAAUUU
Messenger RNA from Neocloeon triangulifer, 2397 nucleotides. RefSeq lists its product as uncharacterized. The coding region runs from base 325 to 2211 and encodes 628 amino acids. The transcript is spliced from 16 exons. NCBI's taxonomy places the organism in Eukaryota, Metazoa, Arthropoda, Insecta, Ephemeroptera, Baetidae. Gene Ontology annotation, molecular function: calcium ion binding. The record is from RefSeq and is a predicted model, not a curated record. Gene Ontology annotation, cellular component: plasma membrane.